AUGCUUGCCGCAAGAUCAAGAGCAAUCGCUCACAAGAGGCAUUUCGCCACCCACCUUAAAAACGUCUCCCAAGAAAUUGCCAGGUCACGUGUUGCAGCCCCCCCGUAUGCCAAGCUCAUUGCCAACCUGGACAAGGUCAGGGCCAUCACCAACAACACGCCGCUCACGCUCGCGGAAAAAAUCCUAUACUCGCAUCUGUGUGACCCUGAGGAGUCUCUCACGUCCUCGAACCUCCAGGACAUCCGCGGUCUGCAAUACCUCAAGCUCAAUCCCGACCGUGUGGCCAUGCAGGACGCCUCAGCGCAGAUGGCUCUGCUACAGUUCAUGACCACGGGCCUUGCACAAACCUCGGUGCCCGCGUCGAUCCACUGCGAUCACUUGAUCGUUGGCAAAGACGGCGAGUCCAAGGACUUGCCUUCCUCGAUCGCUACAAACAAAGAGGUUUUCGACUUCUUGCAAAGUUGUGCAGACAAAUACGGUAUUCAGUUCUGGGGUCCAGGCUCCGGUAUCAUCCAUCAAAUUGUCCUCGAAAACUUUUCCGCGCCAGGCCUGAUGAUGCUCGGUACAGACUCUCAUACUCCCAACGCAGGUGGUCUUGGUGCCAUCGCUAUUGGUGUCGGUGGUGCUGAUGCCGUUGACGCCCUAACGGGCACACCAUGGGAACUCAAAGCCCCCAAAGUGCUCGGAGUCAAGCUCACCGGUCACAUGCAGGACUGGACUUCGCCCAAAGACGUUAUUACCAAGCUUGCUGGUAUUCUGACUGUCAGAGGUGGUACCGGAUACAUUGUCGAAUAUUUUGGAGAGGGUGUUGAAUCCCUGUCCUGUACUGGUAUGGCUACCAUUUGCAACAUGGGAGCUGAAAUCGGAGCAACCACUUCCACGUUCCCAUACCAGAAAGCGCAUGCCCGUUAUUUGAAAGCUACUGGCAGAGCUGAACUAGCGGACCUAGCAGACGCCGCUGCCCGCAACUAUAACUUUUUGAGUGCCGACCAAGGUGCUCAAUACGACAAGGUCAUCGAAGUCAAUUUAAGUGAAUUGGAGCCUCAUGUUAAUGGACCUUUCACUCCUGAUCUUUCCACCCCCAUUUCGGAGUAUGGCUCCAAGACCUUGAAAGAAAACUGGCCUCAAAAGAUUUCUGCCGGUCUAAUUGGUUCCUGCACUAACUCGUCCUACCAAGACAUGACGAGAGCCGUCGACCUUGUUAGACAAGCCUCUAGUGCUGGAUUGAAGCCACGUAUUCCAUUCUUCGUCACUCCAGGUUCGGAGCAGAUUAGAGCCACUUUGGAAAGAGACGGUUUGAUCAAGACCUUUAAAGAUAAUGGCGCCAUUGUUUUGGCUAAUGCUUGCGGUCCAUGCAUUGGUCAAUGGGACAGACAGGACGUUUCCAAAACCUCCAGCGAAACCAAUUCGAUCUUUACCUCUUUCAACCGUAACUUCAGAGCCAGAAACGACGGAAACAGAAACACUAUGAACUUCUUAACAUCUCCUGAAAUGGUUACCGCUAUGAUCUAUUCGGGUGACGCUCAGUUCAACCCCAUGACCGAUGCUAUUAAGCUUGAAGAUGGGUCUGAAUUCAAAUUCAAAGCUCCAAAGGGUGUUGAGCUACCUGAGGACGGCUUUCUCUCUGGAAGACAAGAGUUUUACCCACCACAAAACCCGUCGCCAGAUUCUUCUGUUGAAGUGAAAGUAUCACCAACAUCUGACCGUUUGCAACUGCUUGAACCUUUCAAGCCUUGGAGUGGCCAGGAGUUGCAAACCAAUGUGGUCUUGAAAGUUGAAGGAAAGUGUACCACAGACCACAUUUCCGCUGCUGGUGUUUGGUUGAAAUAUAAAGGUCAUUUGGAAAACAUUUCCUACAAUACUUUGAUCGGCGCUCAAAAUAAGGAAACUGGCGAAGUUAACAAGGCUUACGAUUUUGAUGGCACCGCGUAUGGAAUUCCAGAAUUGAUGAUGAAGUGGAAGAAAGAAGAAAGACCAUGGACUGUGGUAGCUGAGCAUAAUUACGGUGAAGGUUCUGCCAGAGAGCAUGCUGCUUUGUCGCCAAAGUUCUUGGGAGGACAAAUCAUUUUGGUCAAGUCCUUCGCUAGAAUCCAUGAGACGAACUUGAAGAAACAAGGUAUGUUGCCUUUGACUUUUGCCAACGAAGCUGACUAUGACCGUAUUUCUUCUGGCGAUGUGUUGGAAACCUCGGGUUUGAUAGAGAUGAUUGCCAGAGAUGGAGACAACGGAGGUGAAUUGGACGUUAAAGUUACGAAACCAUCUGGUGAGUCUUUUACCAUCAAAACAAAGCACACCAUGUCCAAGGACCAAGUUGCCUUUUUUAAGGCUGGAUCAGCGAUUAAUUACAUUGGCGAAUUAAGCCGCGCUUAA
Lachancea meyersii CBS 8951 is the source of this 2370-nucleotide messenger RNA. NCBI's taxonomy places the organism in Eukaryota, Fungi, Ascomycota, Saccharomycetes, Saccharomycetales, Saccharomycetaceae. The record is from the annotation of a GenBank genome assembly.